GUCGUAGAUUGCCUUUUUUUUAUGCGAAGCUUUAAUUGUACGCAUUCGGGGGAAUUAUUAAUUGCGAUGGACUGAUCUCAGGGGAUUUUAUGGGGACAGAAAAUUUGAUAGAUGGGAGGUAAUGGAUUUUUGGUAUUAUCUCUGGGGCCUUUGUUCCGACUUGAAUCCCCGGUGUGAUUACUAUAUGUAUCGGCAAUAACCUUUUGCUCUUGUGGGAUGGCAUGGCGGUUGGCAGAUGGAAUUGAAAAAAAUUGGCAGUGGCUUUGUUUGUUUCGGAUGACAGUUGAAUUUUUCGUGGCUGAGGGAAUAUUCGGGAAGUAGUGCCAUGAUAGAUCCAGAGAGAGCAGAGGACAGCGACAUGGAGUCGGUUGAGGAUGACGACGAGAGGAUUGCUAAUCGAAUAAUGGAUCGACAUGGACUUUUGGCAGCUUUGCAGAAUCGUUUGAAUGUCGGUUCUGCUAUGGAGAACCUACCGGCUCCAGUUCAACGCAGGAUCAAGGCCCUCAAGCAGCUGCAACUACUGUCGGUUAAUCUCGAGGCGAAAUUCUACGAGGAGGUGCAUGCGCUUGAAUGCAAGUACCACAAGAUGUCAUCGAAUCUUUAUGAGACGAGGAGUGGAAUUGUGGCAGGAUUGUACGAACCUACUGACGAGGAGUGCGUCUGGGAGAGUGAUGAGGAGGAGGAAGGCAUCACCAAUGACUUGAAGGAUAAAGUCAAGAUUGAGGAGAUCAAGGAGAAGAAGGAUGAGUCUGAGAAUGAAAAUGUCAAGGGGAUCCCCGAAUUUUGGCUCACUAUAUUCAAAAAUGUCGGUAUGCUUGCUGAAAUGGUUCAGGAGCAUGAUGAACCUAUUCUAAAACAUCUCUAUGAUAUCAAAGUUAUUUUCUUGGAGACCAAUCCAAUGGGUUUCAUUCUGGAAUUCCACUUCGAUUCAAACGAAUACUUCUCGAAUUCAGUUCUCACUAAGGAGUAUCUGAUGAAAUGUGUGCCUGAGAAGAAUGAUCCAUUCAGUUUUGAGGGGCCAGAGAUUUACAAGAGCACGGGCUGUACCAUUGACUGGAAAAAGGGGAAGAAUGUUACUGUUAAAACAAUCAAGAAAAAUCAGAAGCACAAAUCCAGGGGCCAUAUGCGCACAGUUACUAAAACUGUGCAGAACGAUUCCUUCUUUAAUUUCUUCUCACCGCCAGUUGUUCCAGAUGAUCGCGAUGCUGACAUGGAUGAGGACAUACAGGCACUUCUCACCAGCGAUUUUGAAACUGGCCAUUAUAUUAGAGAGAGAAUUGUCCCUCGCGCUGUUCUUUACUAUACAGGUGAAGGCCUUGAGGACGAAGGGGAUGAGUACGAGGACGACGAGGGUGAUGAGGACGAAGACUCGGAAGAAUCGGAAGACUCGGAGGAGCCCUCGGGCAAGAACGAGACAAGAUCAGGUGGGAAACCGCAGGCAAUAGAGCCCACUGAGUGUAAACAGCAGUAAAAAAUUUACGAUCCCUCGUGAUCUGUCGUAAUCCUUUUUGUUAAUUGCCAGGAAGAUGUACAAUUUAAUAUGUAACAGGUUCCCACAUCUUUUUUCAUUACAAAAAUAAAACAGAAAAGUGUAAGAAAUUAACUAGAAAAUUUAGGAAAAUCAGAAUAUUGUCAUCUAACCGUCACACGUAUCGUGUGUCUUCGAUUCCAGGUCAUGCAUAGAAAAAUCUUCAAAACGAUAAAUCCUCCCUCCCUUAAAUCCAUGUGUGGAAUUCUGGAUGUUGCUGCUGUUUUAAAACGAACUUUUGCGUACUAUGAAAUUUUUUAAUACUAAAUGAAAAGUAACAAAUAAUAAUGGAGAUCGAUGAACGAAAUUUGUUGGAAAAAAAAUGUUUGGAUUUGUUUCUUUGUUAAAUCCCUUUAGUUAUUUUAAAUCCCGCUACCUUUUUCCACUUCUAAAUCACUUGACCGUGUAAAAUAAAAACAUUAUUAUCUCAUUA
This is a messenger RNA of Fopius arisanus, 1961 nucleotides long. RefSeq names its product nucleosome assembly protein 1-like 1 (gene Nap1). Gene Ontology annotation, molecular function: histone binding; chromatin binding. The record is from RefSeq and is a predicted model, not a curated record. Gene Ontology annotation, biological process: nucleosome assembly. Gene Ontology annotation, cellular component: nucleus; chromatin. The transcript is spliced from 6 exons. Lineage: Eukaryota; Metazoa; Arthropoda; Insecta; Hymenoptera; Braconidae. Bases 326 to 1471 code for a protein of 381 amino acids.